AACCCGACCAGGGAGCGGGGACGGCAGCCGCGCCCGGGGACGGGGAGGACGGCAGCACUGGGGACAAGGACACUCGCGCCCCGUGCCCUCCCCCGGCGCCCGCGGUCGGCCAUGGGGAACGGCAUGAGCCAGAUCCUUCCUGGCCUCUACCUUGGGAACUUUGUUGAUGCCAAAGACCUGGAGCAGCUAAGCCGGAACAAGAUCACCCACAUCGUUUCGAUCCAUGAAUCCCCCCAGCCCCUGCUGAAGGAUAUUACCUACCUCCGCAUCCCCCUGCCUGACACCCCUGAGGCCAACAUCAAGAGGCACUUCAAGGAAUGCAUCAGUUUUAUCCACCAGUGUCGCCUGCAUGGAGGGAACUGCCUCGUCCACUGCCUCGCUGGCAUCUCCCGCAGUACCACCGUGGUCGUUGCGUACGUCAUGGUCGUCACGGAGCUGAGCUGCCAGGAGGUGCUGGAUGCCAUCAGAACCAUCCGGCCCGUCGCCAACCCCAACCCUGGCUUCAGGCAGCAGCUGUCUGAGUUUGGUGGCAGCGCAGCCCGCAAGGUCCGCAGGCACCUGAAGCAGAGGUAUGGGACGUCCCCUUUCAAUGAUGAGGAAGAAAUAAAGGCCUUGCUGCCAGCAGGGAGAGAAGGAACAUCCAGGACAGAGGGAGCUCAGCAAGGACUGGUCCCAAGAGCCAGAGACAUCAGAAGCACAAGUCCCUUCCUGCUGCGGGUGAAGAGGACGUUCUCCUGCAUCCCAGCUUGUCUGAACUCCCCACACUCGCGGGAUGACCUGCUGAUCCCAGGGAGGACACAGUCCCUGGGGCUGGGAGGCAACAGCAGGGAAUGGGCACCCACCCCUUCCCUCCACCUGCAGCACAGGCCGGGCUGGAGGUCGAUCACCCAGGACUCUGCAGGAGCCAAUGAGCAACAGAAAGAGCCUAAAAUCUCCAUUGGUGUACAUGGGUGCACUGACUGUGAGGGCAUGAAACCCCCGAGAUGCCUUUGUUGGGGGUCCCUCCCGGAGUCCCACAGCUGUACUGCUCAAUUACUGCACCACUUGUUCCUGAACUCGGAUGUCAGACACCGCUGCGGGAAACCUGACGCAAAGAAAAAAUUUAAGAACCGUCCCCUCUGUCGUGGAGCAGCCAGAGCCGGCAGCGUGGGCCGGGAAAAGGAAAGUGAAAGCCGGAGCCGCUUUCGGUUUCGCCGCCGGGCCGCGAUGGCGGAGCCGGGGGCGCCCAUGCGGCUGAAGGAGUGGCUGAUCGCGCAGAUCGACAGCGGCCGGUACCCGGGGCUGCGCUGGGAGAACCGGCACCGGACGCUCUUCCGCAUCCCCUGGAAGCACGCGGCCAAGCAGGAUUACCGGCAGCAGCAGGACGCCGCGCUCUUCAAGGCUUGGGCCAUCUACAAAGGGAAGUACCAGGAAGGGACGGACAAGGCUGAUCCCUCCACCUGGAAGACUCGUCUCCGCUGUGCCCUCAACAAGAGCACCGACUUCCAGGAGGUGCCUGAGCGGAGCCAGCUGGAUAUCUCUGAGCCUUACAAGGUGUACCAGAUCGUGACUGACAGAGCCUGUGAUGCAGAGGACAGUGACACCCAGUCCCCAGGCAGUGAGGACCAGCAGGGCAGCACUACAGGGAGUCCAAAGAAGGAGGAAAGCCAGAAAGACACACUGGAGACAGACCACGGACCUCCACAGCCCCUGCUCUCUGCCCGUCCAACUGAGAGAGGCCAGGAGAGCACCUGGGAGUCCUCGAGGACAACUGCCCAUGGCCCUUUACUGCCUCAUCUCUGCCCUGGUCUAGGGUACCUCGUGAGGGGAGUCUUCUACAGCUGGAACCCAACCCAUGGCCAGUUCCUCCCUAGACCCCAGUCCUACCUCCCUGUGGAAGAUGUCAACAACUCAGAUUGCUGGCUCCACAUCCGCCUCUACUACUGCGACGUGCUGGUGAAGGAGGUGACCACCCGCACGGCCGAGGGCUGUCGCAUCACCAGCCGUGCCGUGCCGGCCGACAGCGAGCGCCUCUACGGCCCCUCCUGCAUGGAGCAGAUCGAGUUCCCCCCGCCGCAGGCACUCAGCGGCCACGGCCACGCGGCCGCCAUGGCCAACGUGCUGGAGCGGCUCCUGCCCCACCUGGAGCGCGGGGUGCUGCUGUGGGUAGCGCCCGAGGGGGUCUUCAUGAAGCGCCAGUGCCAGGGCAGGGUGUACUGGAACGGGCCACUGGCCCCACACAGGAACUGGCCCAACAAGCUGGAGAGGGAGAAGACCUACAAGCUGCUGGACACGCAGCAGUACCUGCAGCAGCUGCGGGAGUACCUGAGCAAUGGGCAGCUCAUGCCGCAGUACCAGAUCCACCUGUGCUUCGGGGAGGAAUACCCCACCAGAGCCGGGCACCCCUUCCAGAAGCUCAUCAUGGCCCACGUGGAGCCGGUGUUCGCACGGGAGCUCUUCCAUCACGCCCAGCGCUUGAGGCCAACGCUGCUCCGCAACUCCCCCCAGCCCUGUGCCCCUGGCACCUCCAGCCACGUUAUUCAUGUCCUCAAACAGCUCUGCCAGCCCUGAGCUGGGCAGGAGAGGAGAGCUCAGUCACCAUAAGGUCUCAGAGCAGGAGGCUCUGAGCCCCACAGCCUUACUCCAGCUGCGUGUCCCGAGGCAGAGUGCACGGGGUGCUCAGCGUGAGGAACCAGAUGCAGAUGGGUUCUGGCCAGGGUGGGCGGGCACUGCUGCCCUCGUGAGUGCUGUAUUUAUUGCCCAGGAGGUCCCCAGGUGGGAUUUGCUGUGUGCCUGUUCAGCCAGUCAGGGCAGAGCUGGCUCCAUCCUUGCACCGCUGGGACUUGACAUUUGUGAAACUUAGAAAUAAAGGUUGUGUUUUGGUACCAGUGUCAGGGGCUGGCUCUAGUGUGGGGGACUGGUGCC
Molecule: messenger RNA, 2904 nt
Organism: Lepidothrix coronata (blue-crowned manakin)
Lineage: Eukaryota; Metazoa; Chordata; Aves; Passeriformes; Pipridae
Gene: DUSP15
Product: dual specificity phosphatase 15
Exons: 16
Coding region: 112-2550 (812 amino acids)
Biological process (GO): protein dephosphorylation; regulation of transcription by RNA polymerase II; immune system process
Cellular component (GO): nucleus
Molecular function (GO): DNA-binding transcription factor activity, RNA polymerase II-specific; protein tyrosine/serine/threonine phosphatase activity; RNA polymerase II cis-regulatory region sequence-specific DNA binding
Source: RefSeq, a predicted model, not a curated record